GGGACGUUGUUGGCACCAUGAGUUGGUAGCUGAUCUGAACUCCAAAUGCAUUGCCUUCUCUCUUUUGACCACAAAGGAUUUUCUGUGUGACAAAUCCAAUUUCUUUUGGAGCGAAGACGGCGACAAUGGCGCCACCAGCAAUCCGUUGGUCUGCGAUCACUGUUCUCUUGUUUUCUCUUAUCGCCUGUCCGUCCUUCGCUAUUUACUGUGACGAGGACGAUUGUUACGAUCUACUAGGUGUCUCGCAGAGCGCAAAUGCUUCGGAGAUCAAGAAAGCUUACUACAAGCUCUCAUUGAAAUAUCAUCCCGAUAAAAAUCCAGAUCCGGAAUCGAGAAAGCUGUUUGUUAAAAUUGCAAAUGCUUAUGAGAUUCUGAAGGAUGAAGCCACACGGGAGCAGUACGAUUAUGCAAUUGCACAUCCGGAAGAGGUAUUUUACAAUACUGCUCGUUAUUAUCAGGCAUAUUAUGGACACAAAACAGAUCCCCAUGCUGUCCUGGUGGGCCUUCUUUUGGUUCUUUCAGCGUUUCAGUAUCUCAAUCAGUGGACAAGGUAUAAACAGGCUGUAAGUAUGGUCAAGAAGACACCGGCUUAUAAGAACAGACUCAGGGCACUGGAGCUUGAACGCAGUGGUGGGGUAAUAAACAAGAAAAAGGGUCAGAAACAGAUGGACAAAAAGAUGGAAGAGGAACUAAGUAAGGAACUUGAGCUGCAGAUAAAGGGAGCUGAAAAACCCUCCAUGUGGGAACUUGUUGCUGUCCGUUUUUUACUCUUACCUUACACUGUUGGCAAGCUUUUGCUAUGGAAUGGGUGGUGGUUCUGGAGAUACCAAGUGAAAAAAGCUCCUUAUGCUUGGGAUGAUGCCUGCUACUUGACAAGGAGAUCUCUCAGAAUUCAUGUUGAUGCAUGGAAAAAUAUUGAUGAAACAGCAAAGGAUGAUCUUGUCCGAAGACGAUUAUGGGAGAAGUCAAACCUGGAGCAUUAUUUGGCUGAGCUGCGUAAGGAAUCAAAACGAAGGAGAUAGCUGGUUUUGUUUGAAGCUACGCUGCUAGAGUCAAUUGUCCUUUUGCAUCACUCUUCAUCCAUCUACUUAAGUUAUUUCUUGAAUCUUGGUCAAUUUUAACAAACUAAACUAGUGUAAGGGCUGAAUUCUUGUUCAAUUUUGACAAACUAAACUAGUGCAAGGGCACAUGCUAUGUAUGUGGACAAGUAAAGGUAAAAAGGGUAAAAAGACGAAAAACAUACAUUUUGGCAAAAUGGGAAUAGGAGAUGAAUAGACACUCAAAUUUUGAAAAAUUUUCAUUGUACUUCUCUGACUUAACUCAGUGCUUAGAUUUAAAGAUUAAAAAUAUUUGGGCAGUAUUGGCAUUAUAUGGUAAA
Nelumbo nucifera (sacred lotus) is the source of this 1378-nucleotide messenger RNA. Its product is annotated as Chaperone DnaJ-domain superfamily protein. The record is from RefSeq and is a predicted model, not a curated record. Gene Ontology annotation, cellular component: endoplasmic reticulum membrane. Gene Ontology annotation, biological process: protein folding. Lineage: Eukaryota; Viridiplantae; Streptophyta; Magnoliopsida; Proteales; Nelumbonaceae.